AUGCCGCCCUACAACCACAGCAUACACCUAAUUCAGUACGUUGAGUUCGCAAUUGGCCAUGACCAGCACUACUUUCGAAGACAACACAUUCGCGCCAGGGUAACGCAAAUGUAUCAGAACCCAGAAUCCCCUCAAAGCAAAGACCGAGGUUGGCUAUGCUUUUGGCUUGCUGUACUUGCAGUUGGGGAGCUACAAAAUAACAAUGGAGGCAUCAGCACUGAUAAUGGCCUUGGAUUAGACCGUUCACUGGCACUCCAAGAAAAAGACCCCCCCGGAGCCGAUUACUAUCACCAAUCCGUUGCAUUUCUUCAGCAGGUGGCUGAGAAUCCUGACGUACAGUACAUUGAGACCUUGUGCUUGCUUGCAAUCUACGCGUUUUCCAUGGACAAAAUUAACACAGCUUAUAUGUACAAUGGCCUCGGUUUGCGUGCGGCGCUCUCACUGGGCUUGCACCGCAGCCCGUUGGAUUUCCCGUCGGAGGGCUCGGAUCUCCGUAUAGCUGAAUGCGAACACCAGAGGCGGGUGUUCUGGACCGUUUAUUAUCAGGAUCUACUUACUUCCUCCACCACAGGCCGUCCGUGGGGUAUCCUGGACGAUGAAAUCACCAUUGAAUAUGCCGACUCCAGUCGUCUUUCUGGCGACUCAAUAAUGGAGUUCUUUGACUCUGAAGAAUCUAAUGCGCACCUAGAACUCAUGCGCUUGAGAGGUCAGGCUUAUUCUUCGUUAUACGGUUACGCAGGCACCGCGAUCAACCCCUAUUCUCAUAUUUCUUUGUUCAAUUUUGACCUGGGGAAUUCUCUAUCACAGCAACACCUGGACAAGAUGGAUGAAUUUCAUCAAGGCUUGGUCGCUUGGCAGCAGGAGCUUUCGGAAAAGUUGAAGCUCGCUAGGAGUUUGAAUGGGUCAAUGCUAAAUUUAAGCCGGGUGACCGCGAACUUGCAUCUCAUCUAUCAUCAGACCAUUCUUGUGCUCCUCAGACCUGCUUUGGUCAAUAUCCACAAUGACCGCUUUGAAGCACGAAGUAAGGAGCAUUCGGAGACGAUCGACGCCAAUCCGGGGCCAAAAUCGAUGCUGCGAGGAUUUUAUAACGCCUCCCUGGAAUCUGCGCGAGAGACGGCGAGCAUAUUAGAAUGGCUGCAAUACCAAGGUGCACUGUCCACUUAUUCCUAUUUUGACGCUAGCUACGCCUUUACUGCUGCCAUAGUGCUCUACCUUGCCAAAACCAUGCGGUCCUUCGUUUAUCGCAACCAGGACGCUCUUCAAUUCACAGAUGAAGACCAGAAUGCCCUCAAUACUAUAUGUUGCAUUCUUCGUCAGCAGAGCUUAGCAGGCAAUGUACCCGCGAAAUAUUUCGACAGACAGCUUCGGUUGCUAGAGAACAACCUCGAAGCCCUCCAAACAGCCUUGGAUAACCAUGUGAGUUUGGAUGAUCUCAAUUUUGACCUCGAUUAUCUAGGCCCCGAGCUACAUUCAUUGUCGGAUGGUGUCGACACAUCUCUACCUGCAGGACCAUAA
Messenger RNA from Cladophialophora psammophila CBS 110553, 1515 nucleotides. RefSeq lists its product as uncharacterized. Lineage: Eukaryota; Fungi; Ascomycota; Eurotiomycetes; Chaetothyriales; Herpotrichiellaceae. Bases 1 to 1515 code for a protein of 504 amino acids. The record is from RefSeq and is a predicted model, not a curated record. Gene Ontology annotation, molecular function: sequence-specific DNA binding; zinc ion binding. The transcript has 4 exons. Gene Ontology annotation, cellular component: nucleus. Gene Ontology annotation, biological process: positive regulation of transcription by RNA polymerase II; DNA-templated transcription.